AUGUCGAUACGAGAUAGCAUACAGAGCAUAAGUUCGAGAAGGAUGCAGAAACACGACGACGAGAUAAAUUACGACGUGAUGACCAUGGAAGAGAUGCAACAAAUGCAGGACAACCUUUUGCAGAAGAUCUGGAUGCUGUCGUUGGAGAACGACGUGUACGAGCGUUACUUGAACCGACAGGAUCCUCAGAUCAUCAGAACUAUAACAAACAUUCUGGAGAGAGCAAAGAUUACAAGGAGAGUCACAGGACAUUUGGUACCUAGAUCAUCGCGUAUGAGCUUCCGCGAGAGUAUUGCGAAUCUUCGCGGUGGAAGCAAACAUAGCAUUGCUACCGCAUCUAGCGCAGGCAGCCUUCAUUCUCUUAGUCGAUUUGGAACACCGAGUCUCCUGACAGUUGGAACUUACGGGGAAGCUACAAAAAUCACAAUGGCGCACCGUAUGGCGAUGGCCAAGAAAGAGCUAGAGCAGCUGAAGAAGAAACUGGACCACUUGAAACAGUUCGCCAGGAAGAGGGAAGAGAUCAUGAGGGCAGAGAUUGAGGAAAUCGAAAUUCGGAUCAACGAGGCUCACGAGACGAAGGAGGAAUUCGAGGAGGAAGUGGUUGUCAAAGGCGUGGACCCUAUCACAGGCAAGAUUCCCGCCGAACGUGUCACCAGAUUCUUCGAGGACUGGCUGAGAUCGGCGAACACGAUAAUAGAGAGGCUUAGAUUGAAGAGCGCUACAGCGAGGACGCAGAUCAGAAAGGCUCGAAGGCAGCUUGCACAGAGGGAGGAGUUAGGCGAGUCUCUUCACGCUGUCGAUUUCGAGAAACUGAACAUCGAGAAUCAGGAUUACGUAAAGAUGCUCGAGGAGAAGAGUGUUUACGUGAUCGACAUGAAGAAGAUCGCAGGGCAUUACCAUUUGAAAUUGACGCAACACAAGCAGAAGCUGAACGAUCUGUUGUUCACGUUGAACGCCGUGAAGAGGGAAAUUUUGUUGAAACAGAAGCAGAUCGAGGAAUUGGAGGACGAGCACGUCGCUGUCAAUCUGAACAGAAAACGGAUGAGCAAGCAGUUGGAAACUUUAUUGAAUUUCAUGGACAAUUACAUAGCACCGGAUAUUCAAGAUUUCGUGGAAUUGCAAGAACAAUACGCGGCAUUGCAGAGAACGUAUAAAUUGUUGCAGAGACGAAGGAAUAUCGAGAAAAUAAUAUACGAGGCGUACAGAAAGCAGAUUCAGAUUAGAAAGAAAUCGAGUGAUCAUCCUAAACGAAGACAGUUAGUUAUAUGUAGAAUAAUCUUGAAUUACUCGAGUUCAGUUUAUUGA
This is a messenger RNA of Habropoda laboriosa, 1305 nucleotides long. RefSeq names its product coiled-coil domain-containing protein 113-like. The coding region runs from base 1 to 1305 and encodes 434 amino acids. NCBI's taxonomy places the organism in Eukaryota, Metazoa, Arthropoda, Insecta, Hymenoptera, Apidae. Gene Ontology annotation, cellular component: axoneme; ciliary basal body. Gene Ontology annotation, biological process: cilium assembly. The transcript has 7 exons. The record is from RefSeq and is a predicted model, not a curated record.